Messenger RNA from Fopius arisanus, 6407 nucleotides. RefSeq lists its product as uncharacterized. Lineage: Eukaryota; Metazoa; Arthropoda; Insecta; Hymenoptera; Braconidae. Gene Ontology annotation, molecular function: integrin binding. The coding region runs from base 54 to 6263 and encodes 2069 amino acids. Gene Ontology annotation, cellular component: integrin complex; external side of plasma membrane. Gene Ontology annotation, biological process: cell adhesion mediated by integrin; cell-cell adhesion; cell-matrix adhesion. The record is from RefSeq and is a predicted model, not a curated record. The transcript has 19 exons.
UUCGUCUCUCGUAAUUUCACUGUGCAUCUGGGUAAAACGGGAUUUCAAUAAAAAUGCGCAAUUGUAUUUUAAAUACUGCAAUUGUUUUAUUAAUUUUUUGUGAUAAAAUAGGGGCUUUCAAUUUGAAUACAAAAAAUACAGUUGUCUUCAGUGAUCCCAAUCCAGGAUCUCACAGCAGAGGAAGUUAUUUUGGUUACGCUGUUGCUAUUUAUGGGAGCAAUUCUGAUCCUCUGGUGAUCGUUGGUGCACCCAGGGCUAAUGUCAGUAGAUUAUCAGGAAUUAGAGAACCUGGUGCUGUUUAUUGGUGUCGAUUGAGUGGUCAAUGCAGAGAGUGGCCAAUUGACAAUUCGAGAAAUGGUGAACUGCAUGGGAUUCAAGGGAUUAAUCAGAUGAUCGAUGAGUCUUGGAUCGGUGCUACUAUUUCUGUGGAAAAUAAACCACAGCCCAGAGUUGUUGUGUGCGCACCGAGAUGGAAGAAUAUUCUGUGGGGCUCUGCGUUCAUGAAUGGAAUCUGUUAUUAUGCGAUUGCAAGUUCGUCGGAGGCUUUUCAAAGACCUGUUCAAAAGUUUAUAACAGAGUUGACUUAUCCGCGAAGGCAGGUGACAGAAAAUACGAACUAUAAUUACUUUGCGAUGGGACAAUUGGGAUUUUCGAUUCAUCAAUUUUCGGAUGAACCGAUUUGGGAUGCAAUGGUGGGAGCUCCUGGGUGUUACGCCUGGACAGGAACUCCUGUGAUGAUUUCUGAGAAUAAACCGGGAAGACUUAGUUCUUUGAUAUCUGAAAAAUUUGAUGACAACACUCAAUUAACCGGGUACAGCGUGACGUCGGGAUUUUAUUUCGAUGAUGAGACGAGAUGGUACGUCGCGGCGGCUCCUCAGACCAGUGAUUUGAAAGGAAAAAUCGAAAUUUUUCAAUACGACGGGAAUCAUGCCUUCAGAGGAGUGAGAAUUGUCAAGGGCAUGCAGAACGAAGAGUAUUUCGGGGCGUCAGUAACUUCCUGCGACGUUGAUAACGACAGGAGAGAUGACCUGAUAGUUGGAGCUCCAUCGUGGAGCGAUAAAGGAGAUGAGGGACGGAUUUAUAUUAUUUCAGCAAGGAGAAAUGUAAAUGUGUUUGAGAGGAGUUGGAUCGAUGGUAAAUUCGAGGGAGCUCGAUUCGGAUCGAGUGUUGUAUGUCUAGGAGACCUGGAUCGCGAUGGCUAUGGAGAUGUUGCUGUUGGUGCACCGUACGAAGAUAAAUCGGGUGCUGUUUAUAUUUUCAAUGGUGGUCGUUACGGUUUAUCUCGAGUGCCAAGUCAAAAGAUCCUUGGCAAGGAUUUUGGGAGGCUGAGUGGCUUUGGUCUCAGCAUAUCUGAACCCAGGGAUGUCGAUGGCAAUGGCUACCCUGAUGUUGCUGUUGGAGCUUACAGAUCGGGACACGCCGUCCUCUUUCGAGCUCAACCAGUCGUUCAAGUGAAAAUUAGUUUGAGUUAUGUAAACUCAGCGAGACUCAACAGCAAUACCACAGACUUUUCUGUUAGAUUCUGCGGGUAUUACGAAGGAUACAGGGUACCUCAGACUCUGAGGGUAAUGAGAAUUUUUCGAGUGGAUGAGGUUCUCCGACGAGGUGUCCUCGACCUACCCCCAACUGAUAAUGGAACCUACGAAAUUGAAGGACUUCUUCAUUAUGGACGAGAAAUUUGUACAGAUGUCCCAAUAAUUCUGCAGGAAGGAACUAAAACCGAGCCAAUCGACAUAUCUGUGUCUCUAUCACUGAUAAAUGAAGCUGUAAUAAUUAACAAGUUCCGUUCAAAAAUCGAUGCCACAGUGCGUCUUCCUUUCGACGUAGACUGCGGCUCCGACGACAUUUGCAUCUCCAAUCUGACAUCAGAAGUGACAACGUCCCUCGGUCCUGGCAACAAUUACAUCCUCGGAGGAGAAAAAACUAUAAAAAUCACCAUUGACGUUCGAAACAACGGAGAACCCGCCUACGACACCCAAGUCCACGUACUGCUACCCGAUUUUCUCUCCUUGGCGAGCAUCAGUUUCGAUUGCGAGGAGAAACACCUGAUUAAUAGAUCGAUCGAGGUGAUCUGCGAUAUCGGGAAUCCACUGCGAAGUCAGAAUUCAUUGACACUCGAUCUAGCGAUGAGUCAAGUGGAAAUUGAGUCAGAACUUUUCUCAGAAUCUAUCCAAGUCCCCAUUUACCUCACGACCCAGAGUACAAAUAUUAAUCAACGAGGAAGUAAUAAUUUAUUUAUCAAUCUUGUGGUCGACGCGAGCGUUGACAUCACUGGGAGAGCAGAGGAGAGUAUUUACUCGUACAUCAACUCCUCAGAAGGGGAAAAACUCGAUAGGAUACGGUUCAGUCAUAUUUACAACGUUAAAAAAUUGGGACUGACUGCCAUCGAACAAGCGGCCUUAACUGUCCUGGUCCCAACGCACUUGAGGAAUUCUCGAAGCGAAAUUAUCGAAAUAGCUAGAAUUAAUGCGUCAAGUCUCACGUUUUUUGAUUCCACAAGUCGAGAGAACAACGACUACGUCUGCAAGACCGAAAGAAUUGAGAACGACAAGAAAAUCAUCGAAAAGAAUUUAAACGCCACAGAAAUAGUCUCUUCUCGGAAUCGUACGCUUCUCUUGAAUUGUGAAAAUUCGGAAAUAAUUUGUGUUAAUGUCACGUGCCUCAUGGACGUACCGAGAGAAUCCGUGAAUCCUAAUUCUGCAAUUGGAGAAUUAAAAUUAACGAUUGAUUUUCUUUUAAAAAACGUUCCUGAUGAGUUCAUGAUCUCGAAAGAUAUAAUAUACUUCGCAUCCAAUGCGUCAGUCAGGGUUACUCAUCCCUCACGAGGUGGUGAAGUGUCUGGAAUGAGAAGAAACUCAGUAAUCGUAGGUACUACAUUCCUGGAGACUCUGUCAGCUGCUCAAGUUAGCAUCUGGAUAAUUGUAGUCUCAGUGCUCAUUGGCAUUCUCCUACUGGCACUCCUGAUAUUCGCUCUUAUCAAACUGGGAUUCUUCAAGCGAAAGCAAAAAGAAGAGUUAGAGGCACUCAAAGCUGAUUCCGACAUAUUUCUGGACACCACAUCCUUCCGUCCAACUCUGGCCUCAGCAAGUUCCCUCUUCCUCCUAAAUUCCAGUUUUUUUUAUCAUUUAAUCCCAAGAAUGUCUCAAUAUCUAGUGAAUUACCUACAGUUUUUUGGAACUAUUUUAACUAUUUCCUGUGGAGGUGGUGGAUACAAUCUAGACGUCAAAGGAAGUGUAUUGUUCAGUGACCCCAGAGGAAGAUCUCACAACAGAGGAAGUUACUUCGGUUUCACUGUUGCACUUUAUCCGAGCCCUUCUGAUGCUCUGGUGAUCGUUGGUGCACCCAGGGCUAACGUCAGUCGAUUACCAGGAAUUAGAGAACCUGGUGCUGUUUAUUAUUGUUAUUUAAGUGGUACCUGUAAGGAGUGGAUACUCCAUAAAUCGACAAAUGGAGAAGUCAAGGGUCUCAAUUACGUCAAUCAGCGGCUCGAUGGUGCCUGGAUUGGAGGUACCAUCUCCGUGGCGAAUGAUGUACACCCUGAAGUCGUGAUCUGCGCCCCACGUUGGACUAAUGUUAUUCGUGAUAUAUAUUAUAUGAAUGGAAUUUGUUAUUAUACGAUAGCAAAUAGUACACGAGCGUUUGAGAGACCUGUGGAUUCGAUAAUUAAUGUAUUUGCGGGUCGUGAUUAUCAGGUGGCAACGGAUUCACGAGGUGUGCCAUAUCAUUUGUGGGGGAUGAGUAUGUUGGGAUUUUCGCUGCAUGAAUUUAGGGAUUUAGAUCGUAGGCAUCAUUUUAUGUGUGGAACUCCUGGGUAUUACGCAUCGAGAGGAAACGCACUGCUGUUCUCCAGGAAUGGAAAGAAAACUGAGACGAUUUUACCGCCGAUGAUUGACAUACCUCGUGCACGUAGAAUUGGAUACAGCACUACGUCGGGGUUUUAUUUCGAUGCCAAAAGGAAGGACAGGUGGUACGUUGUUUCGGCCCUUGACAGAUUGAGUCUAGCAGCAGCUGUUUUGAUAUUCCACUUCCAAGGGAACAGGUCUGUGUAUGAUGGCCUGACAGUGGGGGGAAAUGACGUUGGAGAGUUGUUCGGGGCCUCCUUGACCUCCUGCGACGUUGAUAACGACAGGAGGGAUGAUCUGAUCGUUGGGGCUCCAACGUGGAGUGAUAAUGUGGACGAGGGGCGGAUUUAUAUAUUUUCAGCGAGGAGAAAUUCGAUUGGGUUUGAGAGGCGUUGGAUCGAUGGUAAAUUCGAGGGAGCUCAAUUCGGAUCGAGUGUUGUAUGUCUAGGAGACCUGGAUCGCGAUGGCUAUGGAGACGUUGCUGUUGGUGCACCGUACGAAGAUAAAUCGGGUGCUGUUUAUAUUUUCAAUGGUGGUCGUUACGGUUUAUCUCGAGUGCCAAGUCAAAAGAUCCUUGGCAAGGAUUUUGGGAGGCUGAGUGGCUUUGGUCUCAGCAUAUCUGAACCCAGGGAUGUCGAUGGCAAUGGCUACCCUGAUGUUGCUGUUGGAGCUUACAGAUCAGGACACGCUGUUCUCUUUCGAGCUCAACCAGUCGUUGAAGUGAAUAUUAGUUUGAGCUCUGUGGACUCUGCAAGGCUCAACAGAACUACCACCAACUUCUCUAUUAAAUUCUGUGGGUACUACGAUGGGUACAUGGUACCUACGGCUCUGAGAGUGGUCAGAAUCUUUCGAAUCGACGAGGCUUACCAGCGGGCGAGACUCGCCACACAUGCAAAUGUCAAUGGUACAUACCAACUCGAAGAUGUUCUCUACUACCGAAAAGUACUCUGCACUGAAAUUCCAAUAGUAAUGGACGGUGGGACUAAAACCGAACCCCUGGACAUUUCUGUAUCCCUCAAACUUCUGAACAACGAGCCGCUCGUUGGCUUCUGCAGAAGGUGUCCGAGGAUCAACCAGAAGAGAUCGAUUAUCGAAAAAUCAUUGCGACUCAACUUUGAAUUGGACUGCGGUCCCGAUAAUGUCUGCCACUCGAAUUUAACUCUAGGAGUUUCAACUUCCCUAGGAGAAAGCAACGAGUACAUCCUGGGAAAUCGAAACAUAGUUGAUAUCUCGAUAGAUAUUAGAAAUUAUGGAGAACCCGGUUACGACACUAGGGUACGUGUACUAUUGCCGGAAUUUAUUGUUCUGACAAGAGUACCUUCUUCGGCUUCUUAUCAAUGCAUCGAGGAGCCAGUACUCAAUGGAUCUGUUCAAGUGAUUUGCGAGCUGGGAAAUCCAUUUCGAGUUCAGACAACUCUAAAGUUGGAAUUAGACAUGAGUCAACUCACAACUGAGUCACAGUUUUACGCAGACUCGAUAGACGUGCCCAUUAGUCUAACGACUCAAAGUAGAAAUGAUAAUGAUCAGAAUGCAACUGAUAAUUUGAUUAUUCAUCUAGUCGUAGACAGCGCUCUGAAUAUUACUGGACAAGCAAAGGACAAUGUUUACUCCUACUUCAGUACCUCGGAGGAGAACAAACUCGAGAUAAUUCAGUUCGAUCACAUUUAUGGAGUUCAAAAAUUGGGAAUAACUCCGAUUCAACAGGCGAUUUUGAUUGUUCUCGUUCCCACGCACUUGAGAAAAUCGAAAAAUGAAAUAGUCGAGAUAGCGAGGAUAAACGCAACGACUGUGAAAUUCUUUGAUUCAAUUAAUCGAAAUGAUAACGACUACGUUUGUCAAAUCGAAAGAGUUGAAGAGAAAGGGAAGAAAAUUAUGGAGAGGGAUUCGAAUAUUUUGACACAGUCUUUAAACGUUACUCUGAAGAAUCGCGCGUUGUUUCUGACCUGUGAAAAUGUUGCUAUUGACUGCGUUAAUGUCACGUGUCUCAUAGACGUGCCAAAAGAAUCCGUUAAUCCCUCUGUAAUCGCGGAAUUUAAAUUAACGAUCGAUUUGCUGUUGAAAGACGUCACUGAUGAUUUUACGACAUCGAAGGAUAUAAUAUAUUUCGUAUCAAAUGGAUCAGCGAUGAUUACUCACCCCUCACGAGCCGGUGAAAAAUCUGGAAUGAGGAGAAACUCAACCCUCGUUAGCACUCAAUUCCUCGGUACCCCAGUAUCAGCACCAGUAGCCAGUUGGGUAAUUGCUGUCUCAGUACUCGUCGGAAUUCUCCUCCUGGCGCUUCUCAUAUUCGUCCUUAUCAAACUGGGAUUCUUCAAGAGAAAGCAGAAAGAGGCACUGGACGCACUCAAGGCAGAUUCUGACAACAAGGAAGGUAUAUGCAUAGAAACAACGUCAUCAAAGGAGUGUCUAGAUCAAGAUUAAACACCAAGAAAAAUUCAUCCAUGAAAAUUAAUCCAUCAAGGACUAAUUAUCAAUUUAUUUUUCAUUCCUCUGUUUGUGCGACAUUUUGAACUUUAUCCACUCGUUGCGCUUAACUAUUCGAAAUAAACUAUAUAUUAACAACAA